Molecule: messenger RNA, 1476 nt
Organism: Anopheles funestus (African malaria mosquito)
Lineage: Eukaryota; Metazoa; Arthropoda; Insecta; Diptera; Culicidae
Product: phenoloxidase-activating factor 2-like
Exons: 2
Coding region: 104-1375 (423 amino acids)
Biological process (GO): proteolysis
Molecular function (GO): serine-type endopeptidase activity
Source: RefSeq, a predicted model, not a curated record
UAAUGAAAAUCAUGCACUGCUAGUUGUGCUUCCAGCGCUACAGCAACCAAUCAUUAUUCGUGUUAUUUGAGCCUUACGAAAAGGAAGCUCGACAAAAAACAAUAUGGUGUCCCUGGAGUGGUGGAUAAUUUCUUUUGGAAUACUUUGCUCCGGAAUUGUAGCGGAAAACAUUGUUAUAAGCUCCGACAUCCAGCAGUUCUGUACAACACGAUACGGUGAACAAGGCAUCUGCGUGCUUGAAUUUCAAUGCAGGAACGGAACGAUUAUUCAGUAUGGAGAACAUAUUAUAGACAUCAGGCAAUUGGAUGAUUGUAAUGAUUAUUUGAUGGAGUGUUGUGCGGAACCACCUGUGGAGUUAUCCACUCCCACCACUACGACUUCUGCACCCAUACUAGAUCCAGUAGAUGAAGGAGCGAAUGAAACUGUCGACGUGUCGGCAUCUUCGACAACUCCUCGCAGUACCCCCGGAUCCAAUCGACCAACGGUAAACAUACCGCUCUACGAUCUCGAAGGUUGUGGUCAUCGUAAUCCAAAUGGAGUAAUCUUCACCAUCGAAAACAACCAAUUCAGUGAGUCCGAGUACGGUGAAUAUCCUUGGGCGGUAGCAAUUUUUGCCCGCAUUCAAGACAAUUCUUUGAAGUAUCUGUGCGGAGGCGCCCUAAUCGAUCGAGCAGCUAUUCUCACUACGGCCACCUGUUUGCAUCCGCAUCGGCUUGACGUAUCAUCGCUGGUGGUCAGACUCGGUGAAUGGGACAUGAGUACAAUUCGCGAGCCCAUACCGCAUAUUGACAGUGCAGUAGAAAAGAUCUACCUACACCCACAGUACGGUAUGACGAGUAAGAUCAGCGACAUCGCGAUCAUCAUAUUGCGCGAUACGAUCGAGCUUAAUCACACGAUUGGGGUAGUUUGCCUACCUCCGAGCGGCAGUUAUCCUGGCGGUACAGAGGUGAUUGGUGUCGGGUGGGGUGAUGUACCAAACUUUGUUGAACCCAAAAAGCUGCCUCAGACAAUACUAAAGAAGGCACACUUGCGCCAUCUCCCGCACGAUUUGUGUCAAGAGACUUUGCGCAAACUAAUGGGCCGUCGAUACCAUCUCGAUCUUAGUUUUCUCUGCGUCGAAACACUGGCCCCGGAGAUGCUACCCUGCAGGGGAGACUCUGGUUCACCAUACAUGACGGAGAUCGCACACGGUAUGGAUCGUUACUAUUUGGUGGGUCUCAGCUCGUGGGGCUAUGACUGCAAUAAGCGAAACGCACCAACUGUCCUUACCAAUGUGGCGUAUCAUCGCAAAUGGAUCGAUGAGACGAUAAAGAGUGAAGAUCUCAACACGUGGAGUUACACGUAUGAACAACCGAUGAACAAUGAUGAAGAAUAAAUGACUUUCGAGAUUUCGUAUGUUAUGUCCAUUACCCAAAAAACGGUUUUAUUCGUUUUGUGAAAUGUGUUUUUUUGUUCAGAAGAUCAUACUACAGCAUA